This is a messenger RNA of Encephalitozoon cuniculi GB-M1, 681 nucleotides long. RefSeq lists its product as uncharacterized. Bases 1 to 681 code for a protein of 226 amino acids. The record is from RefSeq and is marked provisional. Lineage: Eukaryota; Fungi; Microsporidia; Unikaryonidae. The transcript has a single exon.
AUGAAUGUCGGGAAAAAUAAAAUGAGCAUAUAUGCAAAUGCUCUCGGACUGGCCUCUAUGUUGGUGCCCACAAUGAUUUAUCUAUCGGACAUAUCUACAGAAACAAAUGGUCCGGGUAGGCUUGUGGCUGCAGUGUCUAGCUCACUCUUCAGCAUAUUCAUGCUGGUUUACUGGAUAGUAAGAAACUGGUGUGUGAACCUUUCUUCCUGCGGAUCCAAGCAAUAUUUUUUCUAUCUUACACUCAUCGUACUGUGUACAGCAGGGUUAGCUACAUGUGUCGGAGAAACGUUUUUAUAUGGCCUCCAUGACGAUGGUGUAGAUGUUCUGAAGAUGUUUGCAACCUUCUCCUCGAUUAGCUAUUUGCGAUUUAAGUGCUUAGGACUCCUCCCCCGCCCUGUUUAUAGAAGCAGUGGCGUUGGGAAUGCCGUUUCAAUUGCUUCUAUUAUCAUGGUAGUCUGCGCAAUUGCCAUCAAUGCAAAAACUAACGAUAUGCUUGUGGUGUCAUGGAGCUUUGUAUUAAGUGGUGUUGUGCUAGCAUCAAUCUCGCUAGCUGAAGAAAUACUCUUGUCUCGUGAGAGGGAUAUAUGGGAUGUGUCCAAGAACCAGCUUCGGUCAUUUGAUAUUGUCCAGUUGAUCUUAUUCUCACUUGCAUACUAUUGGCCCGACAGGUCAAGAUUUUAA